AUGUGGUCCGCUCUUGCUCUCACUACCCUCCUACCAUUGGCAAUAGCAAUCAACGUCCCUCAGACAUAUAUAAAUACCGCUAUAGCCCGAACGAUAGAAUUAGGUGGAUUGACUACGCAGAUAACCACUCAAUAUAACAUCAAGCCAUUGGAUAAUUCUCCGGGGGAAUAUCACUUGGCACUAGCUGGGGAAAACGAUGUUGAGCCUGCUUGGUGGGAAGUGAGCUUGGGUGGAAAGAAGUUGGAAGGGAGAUUGUUGGAUGAGAGCCCACCCACGGUAGCUGUACAAUUGGGUAAAACCAAGAAAGACGAAGUCAUCACCCUAUCCCUCACUCAGGUUCUCGCUCAUACUUCCACACCUCUACCUGCCGAGAUCGAACAGCGAGAUCCCCAAUAUCUCGUAUGGAACACCAAUUCAACCUAUGUGGAUAGUUGGUAUCCUACCGAUGUGGAGAGGGUAAAAAUUAGAGCCCCUCACCCAUCUAUCUUAUCAUAUUCAUCCGUUCCCGAGACAUACACACGAGAUAACACUAUCACCAAGUCCGGUGGUACUUUGACUCUCGGUCCUUUCCACUCGCUACCACCUACUCUCGGUACCAACAAGAUCGCAGAGCAGAAACCUUUCUCUGUCCAUUAUGAAACUAAAGAUCCGGUAAUUGGUAUCAGGAACUUACAGAGGUCGGCGGAAGUGAGUCAUUGGGGAGCGAACUUGAAUAUACAGGAUUAUAUUGAGUUGGUGAAUGAGGGACCUAAACUCAAAGGUCACUUCUCACGCCUGGCUCACCAACAAUCCAAAUUCCACGCUUCAGUCCCGGCUCAAAUUCUGACCGGUUUCACCUUGAAAUUACCUCCAACAGCCCAUUCACCAUAUUAUUACGAUUACAUCGGAAAUGUAUCCACGUCGCACUUCAGACAAGGUUCCACCCCGGCCACAGUCCAGAAGAACAAGAAAGUCAGAACAUCACCUAGGAUCGUCGAAGGUAAUUUAGAACUUAAACCUAGAUAUCCUAUCUUGGGAGGAUGGAAUUAUAGUUUUACGGUUGGAUAUGAUAUUCCACUUGGAGAUGUACUCAAAACCGACUCUGAGAAGAAUAGAAAGGUAUUAGCUGUACCGUUUUUGACGGGGUUGAAAGAUGUUGUAGUUGAUAAUGCGGAAUUGAAAGUUAUCUUACCUGAAGGUGCUAGUGAUGUUCAAGUAUAUACACCCUUUGCGGUUGAUACAAUCGAACAUUCCAUACAUAAAACAUACCUAGAUACUACAGGUAGAUAUGCUAUUACCCUCAAGAAAGCUCAAUUAACUGAGAACCACGCUCAGAACGUAUAUGUAACAUACCAUUAUCCGUUAUCUGCCCAACUGCAAAAACCAUUGACGAUCGCUUCGUUGGUUGGAAGUUUGUUCUUACUUGGUAUGGGAUUAAGGAGGGUGAAUUAUAGUAUUGAGAAGAAGUAG
Molecule: messenger RNA, 1449 nt
Organism: Kwoniella botswanensis
Lineage: Eukaryota; Fungi; Basidiomycota; Tremellomycetes; Tremellales; Cryptococcaceae
Exons: 6
Coding region: 1-1449 (482 amino acids)
Cellular component (GO): oligosaccharyltransferase complex; membrane
Source: RefSeq, a predicted model, not a curated record